AUGGAUGAGAGACAUUGGUGGAUAGCCACGAAGAUCCAGGAAUCGUUCCACAUCGGCGGUUUUCAUGAUAACCCAACAUUGUUGGAAGAUUUCCUGUGCGAGUCACAAACACUCGAAUUAAUAAACCAAUUUUUGGGUACAGGCGGACCGAAUAAACUAUUCUUCUACUCCGACCGACCACAGACAAGCACCUUGUUCCCGAGUGGUCUUCAAAGCACACGGCAGCUCCAUGUUGUCAGCUCUUUAGCUACUCUAAAAGAGGUGAACAUCGAAGAAACAACAUGUCUGUAUUUCCUCCGCCAUCAUGUCAACCACGAUGUGGACCCGGUUCACAUGGAGAAGGACAUCUUCUGCGGAGAGUUGCGACACAGUGUGUUGGACAACCUCAAUACUUUACUUUCGGACAUUUAUCUUCCUCUGCUACGAAGUCAGAAAGAUUGGGGUAAAUGUACCGAUGAGAAUGUUUCACAGUGUUUGAAUAGUUUGGAGAAAUAUGCGGCUGCUUUGUCUGAAACCGUCAACGUACCUGCAUCAGGGAGGCAGCAGGUUCUGAGACGUCCUGAUAACAUGGUGAGUCAGGAGUUUAGUAAACAUCGGACGACCUCUUAUGAUCACAGUAUCAUCUCAGAAUAUGAAGCUCUCGUAUCAGAAUGGAUUGCAACGAUUGAUAACGCACUAGCGGACGGGGGAGACGAGAGAUUCAUGGAUCCAACGUCUGGUCCGAUGAGUGAGUUAGAAAGAUGGAGAAGACGUCAGCGGAUGCUAGCAAACAUCAUGGAGCAACUCAAAGGCAAAGAAUGUAAGACAGUGAUUGGCGUUCUCAUCACAUCCAAGUCAAAGGUUCUUAAGAAAUGGAAAGCCAUUGAUGCAAGCAUAACGGAUGCAGCUAAUGAAACAAAGGAUAAAGUGAAAUAUCUAGAAGCGCUACGUCGUCAUUUUGAGCAUCUCUAUCACGGCGCCUCACCCUCAGAGAUUAUCAACACAGCUCUUCCUGCCUUAGCAAACAGCGUCAAACAGAUGGACUCUAUUUCUAGAUUCUAUGCACGCAGCGGCUACUUAGGUCUGCUCUUCACUAAGAUUACCAAUCAACUGGUAAAUGCCUGCAAGGAAUACAUCACAGCAGAAACAAUAACCCCCUCCCAAGAUGACUUACUGUGGCCCAAGUUCUAUGAAGAGAUAGAGAGUCGGGUCAAUUCCACUGAUCAGCAGGGGAGAACAACUCGGGCUGGAAGACGGAAGGGGAAAGAUCAGAAAGUUGAGGAGGAUGAGACGCUGAUUGGACGACUGAAGGCGUGUCUUCACCUCAAUAGUGUUUAUCGAGACACGAUUCGUACUCUACGAGACAGUCUAGGUGGAGCUCAUACCUUGAUGCAAUUCCCAUCCAUCAGUUCCUUGGGUGCUCCUACGUCAAGAGUCCGAGCUCAUUCCAGAGGUACCUUGACAUUGAUGGGGAAGGCUUCUAAGACACCAUCAGUUGCUGGUGAUUCUGAGCACGGUCACGGUGUCCCAUUCACUGAUGAGGAAUCCAUCUUUGGUCACAUGGAUUCAUUCUGUGCUCGUAUCAGACAAGUCAUUGACGCUGUGUAUACCUUAGUGCAAUACAGCAAGCUAGGACUGAGCACAGAAGGACUGCCACGCCCUAGGAGGGAAGAUCUGUUGGUUGAAGAUGAUGCUACGGAAGAUGGGAUGGAGAUUGCAGCACUAGGAGGAGGAGGAGGAGGUGGUAACCAGUCUGAGAAUAGUAGUAAGUAA
Messenger RNA from Asterias rubens (European starfish), 1752 nucleotides. Its product is annotated as dynein gamma chain, flagellar outer arm-like. Gene Ontology annotation, cellular component: dynein complex. Gene Ontology annotation, biological process: microtubule-based movement. Lineage: Eukaryota; Metazoa; Echinodermata; Asteroidea; Forcipulatida; Asteriidae. The transcript has 7 exons. The record is from RefSeq and is a predicted model, not a curated record. Gene Ontology annotation, molecular function: dynein light intermediate chain binding; minus-end-directed microtubule motor activity; dynein intermediate chain binding. The coding region runs from base 1 to 1752 and encodes 583 amino acids.